UCACCCGGGCUCUGCAGUCGCAUGCAAGCAGGUGCGCGUAUUAUAUGGUUUUGAGUCCACAUCGCUCUUCGAAUUUCUUCCUCUCGCACCAGCGGUGGUGUCUGUGCUUCCUGUGUCCACGGCAGUUCGUAUCGUCGACCAGCACCAUCGGGAUGAAUCCUUCCACUGACCUCGAAUUUACAAACAACAAGUUCGAGGCUGCGAAAAAGUUACUAACAGUAACGAAGAGUGUUGAUAGCACAGCGCAGGCUGUCGACUCGAUCAUCGCGGAAUGCAUUUCGGUCGCUGAUUCGCAGGGAAUCGAGGCAUUCGACGUUUUCAACGAUUUCGUCGUCACUGAGCCGAAGUCCUAUUUUGAAAAUUGCGAAUUUAUCCAGGACGCGGAACCCGCCUUGGAAUGGAGCGACGAGAAAAAAAGCUACACAACCCUGGAAACGGUGACACAGACUGUCUCCAAUCAAGAUGCUAUUCCAAAAGUUUGUGCUGAACCUACAAAUAGUGCUUCUGCAAAAGAAUUUGACUGGUUGAUGAAUUUUAAAAUCGGAAAGCUGCUUGACCCUAUCAAGGACGAUUACGGGCCAAAUGAUGAAAACAAAAAUAUAUUCCAACUACUGAAGGCCAAAAACUCUGAGCCAACCAAGCCGGCUCCUCCGCCACCUCCUGUGGGACCAAAACCACCCUUCACAUACACAGAACUAAUUGAACAAGCCCUUGAGGAAAAGGGAGCCCUCACAGUCUCAGGGAUAUACAAAUGGAUUUCGCAACAUUUUCCAUACUAUCGCCCCAAUGAUGAUCGAUGGAAGAAUUCGGUGCGCCAUAACUUAUCUAUAAACCCGCACUUCACAAAGGGAGGCAAAGCGUCCAAAGGUGCAGGUCACCUUUGGACAGUGGUCGCUGAGGACGAACGCACAAGGAGCUCUUGGAAACGGCGGCGAUUGGAGCAAUAUGUGAAUGACAAGAGGCGCCGUGAAAUGACUAACACAUACGAGAAUGAAACCAAUCAGGCCGUGAGCCUGUUGGAGAACAGUUUGGACUACAAAGGCGAUCCUGAAUCGUCAAAAGAGGGGUGGGUUACAACGCACAUCAUUAGUCUUGAGCAAACAGCAGAGGAUAUUUUACUGGGAGUCCGGCGAGAGGUCGAAGUGGAAUUUUUGGCAGCUGUGCCUCAAGAGGAAGCAGAGGGCUCUUGUGGAUCUGCCGACUCGGAUUUCCUGAAUCCCAUCUCAAAACAAGAGGCAGUGCAAGAGAGCGGACUCUUGACUGAUGAAACUCAGCUAAAUGAUCUCAAUCUUGGACACUCUAACACUGAUGACUUUUUCUACGAUGAAGAAAUGGCCCUGCAAUACUACGAGUUGGCCCUUGCAAGCUCUACAUAAUCCAAAGAUUUGGCAAACGCAUGUAAAGCCCCUUGAUUGUACUCAAAAUCGCUUUUUGUAAAAAGUUAUUCUUCCAGUCAUCAGAAUUUGAAUGCAAAGGGGCUGUGAAAUUUGUAAAAAGUGCAAUUCGCCUGUACAGGUAAUGAAAACUCCACGCUGUUGAUGGUGGAUAAAUGCAGGACAAUUAACGCAAUAAUGAUUAGAUAGAACUGUGUAAAUAAUAUUCUAGUCUGCGUUGGUUGGAAUUCUAGGAAUCAUGUCAUUCUGCGACAUCUUCUCCAAAAUAGUUAAGACUUAUCAGACUUAUAUGCAAUUUGAACCCUUUGAUGCAUUUGUAGCGGUAAAAGUUGAAUGUUAACAACACCCGUGUAAUUAAUAGAUAUAAUAAUGCACAGGUUUGGUUUGAAUUGUGAUUGUGAUAAAUCGAGUCCAUGUAAUGUGCAGUGAUUACUUGUAAAACUCAUCAGUCAUUAGAUUUUAAGUUACAAAAUUAGGGUAAUUUUGUACCAUUGAAACAAACAAAUAAACUUGA
This is a messenger RNA of Neocloeon triangulifer, 1908 nucleotides long. RefSeq lists its product as uncharacterized. The transcript is spliced from 6 exons. Gene Ontology annotation, molecular function: DNA-binding transcription factor activity; cis-regulatory region sequence-specific DNA binding. Bases 45 to 1376 code for a protein of 443 amino acids. Gene Ontology annotation, biological process: regulation of DNA-templated transcription. Gene Ontology annotation, cellular component: nucleus. The record is from RefSeq and is a predicted model, not a curated record. NCBI's taxonomy places the organism in Eukaryota, Metazoa, Arthropoda, Insecta, Ephemeroptera, Baetidae.